AUGCCAUCCGACACUAGUGUCUCCUUUGAUGUCUUCCGAGGCAUUGAUGGGAAGAUUACCUCUGACCAUGUGACAAAAUCUCUUGGAGACAAUGAAAUAUUCGUCCAGACAACACACUCAGGUCUCUGCGGCACAGACUUGCAUUAUCUUCACUCCGGGAAAGUAUUGGGCCAUGAAGGUGUCGGCAUUGUGCGCAGGCUGGGUCCUGGUGUAACUUCUGUGAAGGUGGGCGACCGAGUUGGCUUCGGGUAUACGAGAAAGGUCUGUGGCAAGUGCAGACACUGUUUAUCGGGAUGGGAUCAAUUUUGCGAAAACGUCGUCGACUUCGAGAACAAGGCUGAUGCGGAUAUUGGUUCCCUCUCGAACGGCGUCGUUUGGGAUGCUGACGCAGUGGUCCCCAUCCCCGAUGGCUACGAGUCUGCCGAGGCUGCCCCUUUACUCUGUGCUGGCUCAACAGUUUGGACCGUUUUGACCGAGUACGGGAUCAAGGCCACAGAUCGAGUGGGCGUCCUUGGUAUUGGCGGCCUUGGCCAUCUGGCCAUCAAGCUAGGUGCCGCACUAGGUUGCCACGUUGUUGUACUAUCUAGCUCUGAGUCGAAGCGAGAGGAGGCGUUUGAAUUUGGAGCAAAGGAAUAUUUUGUUCUCAAAUCAGGCGAACAGCCCGAGGGUCUCAAGCCCUUGGACCACUUGCUAGUGUGCGGAAGCGCAACCAGUACGGACUAUACCUUCCUCGUUUCUCUGAUGGAGGUCCACGGCUCCAUUUAUCCCCUGACUGUCUCUUCGGAUAAGGUUCCUAUUAGGCUCCACGACGCCGUGCUCAGGGGUGUGCGCAUUCAGGGGUCGCUGACAUCCUCACGGCGAUCACUUCGAAGUCUGUUCCAAUUCGCGGCUGAGCGUAAUAUACAUCCAGUGUUGCAAACGUUCCCAAUGUCUGUUGAUGGUAUCGAGACGGCGGCCGGGAUACUGAAUAGCGGUAAAAUGCGCUAUCGCGGCGUACUCUGUUGGGAAUGA
This is a messenger RNA of Talaromyces rugulosus, 1011 nucleotides long. RefSeq lists its product as uncharacterized. Gene Ontology annotation, molecular function: alcohol dehydrogenase (NADP+) activity; zinc ion binding. NCBI's taxonomy places the organism in Eukaryota, Fungi, Ascomycota, Eurotiomycetes, Eurotiales, Trichocomaceae. The record is from RefSeq and is a predicted model, not a curated record. The coding region runs from base 1 to 1011 and encodes 336 amino acids. The transcript is spliced from 3 exons. Gene Ontology annotation, biological process: alcohol metabolic process.